Molecule: messenger RNA, 1888 nt
Organism: Myotis daubentonii (Daubenton's bat)
Lineage: Eukaryota; Metazoa; Chordata; Mammalia; Chiroptera; Vespertilionidae
Product: leukocyte immunoglobulin-like receptor subfamily A member 6
Exons: 6
Coding region: 86-1552 (488 amino acids)
Source: RefSeq, a predicted model, not a curated record
GACGGGGUGGCUAUAACCCUUGUUCAUGGGGAACCUCAGGCUCAGGCUCAAGCAGCUCGAGUAGAGGGGGCCAUGAGAAGAGAGAAUGAGCUACAACGUCCAGGUGCAAACCUCUCACAGACACUCUCUUCCAGGGCUGAGUCUGGACCAGAGAAUCUGUGUGCAGGCAGGGACCCUCCCCAAACCCACCCUCUCGGCUGAGCCAGGCUCUGUGAUCCCCUAUGGGAGCCCUGUGACCCUCUGGUGUGAGGGGACCCUGGAGGCCCAGAAGUUUCAUCUCUACAAGGAGGGAAAACAGGUGGAUUGGAACACACAGACCCAAUGGAAGCCCACGGACAAGGCCAAGUUCCCCAUCACAGGCAUGACAGAGCGUGAUGCAGGGAGAUAUCACUGUCACUACCUCAGCCCCACUGGCUGGUCAGAGCGCAGUGACCCCCUGGAGCUGGUGGUGACAGGAUACUACCAUGAACCCAGCCUCUCAGCCCUGCCCAGCCCUGUCGUGACCUCAGGGGGAAAUGUGACCCUUGCGUGUAGCUCAUGGCAGGGAUUUCACAGGUUCAUUCUGACAAAGACAGGAGAUCACAGGCUCUCCUGGAUGCAGGACACACAGCCACAGCCCAGAGAAACAUCACGGGCCAAGUUCUCUGUGGGCCCUGUGACCCCCAGCCGCAGGUGGACAUUCAGAUGCUAUGGCUGCUACAGAGAGAGCCUGCAGGUAUGGUCACCACCCAGUGAUGCCCUGGAGCUCCUGGUCCCAGGUGAGUCUGGGAAGCCCUCCCUCCUAACCCAGCAGGGCCCCAUCGUGGCCUCUGGACAGAGCCUGACCCUCCAGUGUCGCUCUGAUGUCGGCUAUGACAGAUUCGCUCUGCACAAGGAGGGGGGAUGGGACCUCCUCCAGAGUCUUGUACAGCAGCCCCAGGCUGGGCUCUCUCAAGCCAACUUCCUUCUAGACACUGAAAGCAGCUCUCACGGGGGCCGGUACAGAUGCUAUGGUCGAUACAAACUCUCCUCUGCGUGGUCGGCCCCCAGUGACCCCCUGGACAUCCUGGUGGCAGGACACCUGCCUGACAGACCCUCCCUCUCGGUGCAGCCAGGCCCCAGGGUGGCCUCAAGAGAGAACGUGACCCUGCUGUGUCAGUCACAGAGCCCGAGGGACACGUUCCUUCUGUCCAAGGAGGGGGUAGCCGAUCCCCCCCUGGGUCUGAGAUCAAAGCACCGAGCUCAGCAGUUCCAGGCAGAGUUCUCCAUGAGCCCUGUGACCUCAGCCCACGGGGGCACCUACAGGUGCUACAGCUCACACAGCACAUCCCCCUUCCUGCUGUCACUCCCCAGUAAUCCCCUGGAGCUCCUGGUCUCAGGUGAGGGCCCUGACCCUGUUGCUGAGCUGUCACCUCGGGGUCCUGUCUCUGGAGAUUCUCAGACAGCAAGAAACUACACCAUGGGGAAUUCCAUCCGGAUGGGCGUGGCCGGCUUGGUCCUGGUGGUGCUUGGGAUGCUGCUAUUUGAGGCUCAAAACAGCCUGAAAAGGACCCGCAAUGCAGCCAAGACGUGAACACAGAGGGAACAGUGAACUAUUCAGAGAUAGGGGGCCUUGGAGCCCAUCUCAUGAUCCCAGGAGGUGCUGAAGGAAAGUCGGGACCAUAGUUGGGGAAACUGUCUUCUGGGAAUGUCCAGGGGAAUAAACAUGAUUUGGGUGAAGGAAAUAUCUGUGUGUUCCCUGGACUCUUCCUCCGUUUAAUGUCUAUUUUCUCUCCCUGUCUUGGUUAACUUUCUGUGAUGACCCCCCCUUCUUUUCUCAACCCUUAACUUGAGGGUCCAUCCCACAUGGCUGGUGUGAGUCCCCACAUCUAACACCUCAUCCCCCCCCCCUCCACGUUCAUGUAAUAAA